AGCCACUCGCUCAGUCUCCCUGAUAGUCAUCUCGGCAAGGUGUCUUCCUGGCCACCGCCGUAGUACGCGGCAAGUUUGCCCCGAAGACACCCGCCCUGCCCCGGGUCCCCCGUCCACACUUACUCCCAGCGAUACCAGCCUUCUUUUUUCUGCCAUGGCGACGAGUGCGAAGCGAAAGCAGGAGGAGACUCAUCUGAAGAUGCUCCGGGAAAUGACUAGCCUUCCCGCGAAUAGGAAAUGCUUCGACUGCGACCAACGCGGCCCGACCUAUGUCAACAUGACAGUGGGUUCCUUCGUCUGCACCACCUGCUCUGGCAUCCUGCGAGGACUGAAUCCCCCGCACAGAGUGAAGUCCAUCUCAAUGACCACAUUUACACAGCAGGAAAUUGAGUUCUUACAGAAACAUAGCAAUGAGGUCUGUAAACACAUCUGGUUAGGCCUCUAUGACGACAGGACAUCAGUUGUUCCAGAUUUCCGAGAACCCCAGAAAGUAAAAGAGUUCCUACAGGAAAAAUACGAAAAGAAAAGAUGGUAUGUUCCUCCAGACCAAGCAAGAGCAGUAGCAACUGUCCAGGCUUCUGUGUCGGGCUCAUCAGCCAGCAGCACUGGCAGUACCCCAGAAGUGCAACCCCUCAAAACCCUGCAGCUCAGCAAGACCCCACUGCGCCUGUCUCCAGGGCUAGGUCGUUCACAAGCACACAGCGCUGCUCAGGAGAAGAAGUUUGACUUGCUCUCAGACCUGGGAGGAGACAUCUUUGCUGCUCCAUCCACUCAAACUGCCAGCUCUUCCAACUUUGCCAAUUUUGCACAUUUUCCAAGCCAAACUGCACCUCAUGGUAACUCAAACAGCAACUUUGCCAACUUUGAGGCAUUUGGAAACACUGCAAUUCCAUCCCAUCUGAGCACGUCACCCCCCUCAAAGUCCUUUUCAUCAGGUGGAGGUGUGCCAAUCCCAUCUAUGUCAAGUGCCGUACCUGCCCAGUCCCUGGCAGGGUGUAGCAAAGAAGAUCGCUAUGCUGCUUUGGCUGAGUUAGACAAUGAGCUCAGCACUUCUGCCUCCACAGCCAGCAACGUGCAAGGGAACUUAUUUGGACCAGUGCUUGGUUCAUCGCCAGCCCAGAAUACGCCCGUGUUACCCAGCAUGCAGCCAGGCUUUGGAGCUGUCCCGUCCACAAAUCCUUUCGUUGCUGCAGCCGUUGCCCCGGAGAUGGCCACCAACCCUUUCCAGACCAACGGCAGAGCUCAAGCUGCAGCCUCCUUUGGCACUGGCUCUAUGAGUAUGCCUGCCGGCUUUGGGAGUGCCUCUUCCUUCUGCCUCCCGACCAGUUUCAGUGGAAACUUCCAGCAACAAUUCCCUGGCCAGGCCCCGAUCCCUUAUGCCCAGCCUGGGGCCUACCACCCUCAUUCUAAUGGCCCUGCCUUCCCAGUCUACAGUCAGAACAAGCCCUCCAUGACAUCCUUUGGGCAGCCUAUGGCUGGUCCCGGCAUGUCCAACAACCCGUUCAUGGCUGGUGCCCCAGCGGGAUCGUUUCCUUCAGGGGGUUCAUCCACUAACCCUUUCCUGUAGCACAUCUCCGGAUUCUCGCCACCAGAGGGCAGCAUGCAGCACAUACUCAACGCACCCGAUCCGUCAUGCAAUUAGUGGCAGUACAUUUCCUUAAAAGAAGACUUAUGUUUUUGUUUUGUUUUUUUCAUAAAAUGUUUACAGCACUAUGAAUUAUGAAGGAAGGGUUACAAUGGACUAUAUUGGAAAUGAAGGGGCCGUUAUGGGGGAGGGUAUACUGUCUGGACAAUAUACAUUAUAUGCUUUUUACUUUUUGUUUAUGACUGUAAGCUCUGUGCAUAUCAUUUGUAAUCGCAAUUAAGUAGAUGUUAUGUAUAACAAGGACUGAGUUAACAAGGGUGAGUAUACACACACCUUGUAGUUAAAAAAAACACUACAAUCUAUGUAAGGGUAUACACUUGAUUAUUAACGGGGUUCCAUCCAAGUCCAUCAUCUGUGGUUUGAUGCAGCCAUAAUAAUGCAGGUGUUUUAUUUUCUCUUUCUAUUUGUUGUUUCAGCAGAAUGGCUACUAUGUUGGCAGUAAGGUGCAAAAAUGUUCUUUUAUCAACUGGCCAGUCCAGAGUGCUAUUUUUAACAAUCUAACGCUUCCAAUGACCCACAGCAACAAAACCCACGUCUCUAUAAUCUUACAAAUUAAACAUCCUAAAGAGGAGGAUUGGACAAACCAUUUAUCCACGGUCAUUGUGAGCAUAAAUGGAGAAAUUGGACAAUAUUUGUGGGCUUUGAAAGUUAUAUUUCUUAGUUCUGCUACUUGAUUAAUAACAUGUUUAUUAAAGUUGUUCAACAUGUUGCCAGUAACCUCUCUGCUGCUGGUUGCAGAUGUCAGAUGAGUUAAAUAUCAGGUUUUUGUUUGGUUGAUAGUUGCAGACCUGUGUUGACUGCUCCUGCCCAGACAAAAUAUGCACAACAUUUGAACACAAAUACUUGUGGGAUGUUAGUUAUGUUGUGUUCACUGCACUCCCUUAAACUCUGUCUUAUUCUUUGCCUUAUUGAAAAGCCUUUUGAAGAGAAGAACAGGGUGAUGAGAAACAUUGAUCUCUCUUCAUUUUUCCGUUACAGUAAUAAGGCAAAGUAGAAGAACAGAUUAAUUUAUGGAUUAUUACACUACUUGAUCCUCCUUUGACUCUGGUCUCAAUUCUUCCACCAGUGACUAACAAUAAAUUUGACAAUGAGUGUCUUGUCUUUGCAAGAAUAGGUAAGUAAAUGUGUACAUAUAUAAAUAUAUGUAUAAAUAAAUUAAAAGAUUUUUAACUACA
Molecule: messenger RNA, 2820 nt
Organism: Solea solea (common sole)
Lineage: Eukaryota; Metazoa; Chordata; Actinopteri; Pleuronectiformes; Soleidae
Gene: agfg1b
Product: ArfGAP with FG repeats 1b
Exons: 12
Coding region: 155-1567 (470 amino acids)
Molecular function (GO): GTPase activator activity
Source: RefSeq, a predicted model, not a curated record